Gracilinanus agilis (Agile Gracile Mouse Opossum) is the source of this 765-nucleotide messenger RNA. It is a transcript of the gene FGF3, whose product is annotated as fibroblast growth factor 3. Gene Ontology annotation, biological process: fibroblast growth factor receptor signaling pathway; positive regulation of cell population proliferation; cell differentiation. The record is from RefSeq and is a predicted model, not a curated record. The coding region runs from base 1 to 765 and encodes 254 amino acids. NCBI's taxonomy places the organism in Eukaryota, Metazoa, Chordata, Mammalia, Didelphimorphia, Didelphidae. The transcript is spliced from 3 exons. Gene Ontology annotation, cellular component: cytoplasm. Gene Ontology annotation, molecular function: fibroblast growth factor receptor binding; growth factor activity.
AUGGUCCUGAUCUGGCUCCUGGUGUUCAGUCUGCUCCAUCCCAGCGGGCAGGCGGCAUGGGCCCCCCGGGAGGCGGAGGCUGGGGCCCUCGAGGGCCGGCUCCGGAGGGAUGCUGGGGGCCGAGGCGGUGUCUACGAGCACCUCGGCGGAGCGCCUCGGCGCAGGAAACUCUAUUGCGCCACCAAGUACCACCUGCAGAUCCCCCCCAGCGGCCGGGUCAGCGGCAGCCUGGAGAACAGCGUCUACAGCAUCCUAGAAAUCACAGCCGUGGAGGUUGGAAUCGUGGCCAUAAAGGGACUGUUUUCCGGACGAUAUCUGGCAAUGAACAAACGGGGAAGACUUUAUGCCUCGGAGAAUUACAAUGCCGAGUGUGAGUUUGUGGAGCGACUGCACGAGCUGGGCUACAAUACCUAUGCCUCCCGUCUGUACAGAACAGCCCCCAGUGAGGCCGGGGCUAGGCGCAAAGCCAGUGCCGAGAGACUCUGGUAUGUCUCCAUCAAUGGGAAAGGCCGACCCAGGAGGGGCUUUAAAACCCGCCGCACCCAGAAGUCUUCUCUCUUCUUACCCCGAGUCCUGGAUAACAAAGAUCACGAGAUGGUCCGACUCUUCCAUUCCAGCCUCCGGUACAGGGAGAGCCUCCGGAAGCCAGUGGACAGAAACGAGAGAAAGAGGAGACAGGGACAUUUGCCAGUUCUGGAAGCCAGCGCGACGGACCUACCCGAGGUUCCCUCUAUGCAAGCAUCAACCCCUCCUGGGACAUUCUGA